This is a messenger RNA of Guillardia theta CCMP2712, 852 nucleotides long. RefSeq lists its product as hypothetical. The annotation marks the transcript as partial. NCBI's taxonomy places the organism in Eukaryota, Cryptophyceae, Pyrenomonadales, Geminigeraceae. The record is from RefSeq and is a predicted model, not a curated record. The transcript has 2 exons.
AUGAUUCCAUGCCCUGAGGGCACGUACCUGGACAGAGCGGGUUCUUCAAGUAGCAUGGAUUGUGAGGUAUGCAAAGAAGGAAAGUAUUCUUCGAAAGGCGCCUCGUUCUGUUCGAACUGUGAGGAAGGAUUCUAUUGCUCCGAGGGAAACCGGUUUGCUUGUGCAGUUGGGACUUAUUCAAUGUCUAACAUGUCUUCAUGCAUCGAAUGUCCAUCUGGAAGCUUUUGUCCUCUCAAUGGCACGACUCCAAUCCCCUGCCCUCCCGGUUCAUACUCGCUAUCCAAAGCAGUUUCAUGCAGUCUGUGCUCUGCGGGAAAGUGGUCAUCAUCCGGGUCUAGCAGUUGUGAGUCUUGUCCUCCUGGGCAAUUUUUGAAAGAAAAUCUAUGCAUUCCAUGUCCUGCAGGAUUUUAUUGCAGUUUCUCCGACUAUGGUGCAGUAGAAUGCUCUCGAUGCCCAAACGGAACCUUUUCCACCUGUAACUCAUCUUACUGCCUUCCUUGUCCACCAGGAUCAAUCUGCAACUUCGAGUCAGUGAGGCCAAUAACCUGUCCUGAAGGUACAUUCGCUCCUGGAGGUUCGUCUGUAUGCGAGCUCUGCCCGCACGGCUCAUACUCUCCUGUAAACUCUUCAAGCUGCUUUUUAUGUCCAUCUGGUAGAUUCUGCGCCAAUGGUAGUGUUCCACGUCCUUGCAACGUUGGUAGCUAUUCGCUUGAGAGUCAGAACGAUUGCACGCCAUGUCCCUCCGGGACCUUCACGAAUGAGACGGGAGCUUCGUCCUGCAUCUCUUGCCAAGCAGGUUUCUACUGUCAUGUAGGAUCAACGUUUCCAAGUCCAUGCAGCCCAGGAUACAUA